CAGUAAGAUAGACAAGCUAGCAUGCAGUGCUAUGGCUGCCGUCAUAUUUUGGUGCGACCAAGGCUGCCAAAAUGCUGCUUGUUUCAUGGACCUGUGGAGAGGAGGAGUCCCAAGUUCUUGCGGCAUUUCCGGGCAGAGAGAGUUGGCGCGAUGGUGGGAAUAGCUCUCCCAUAUGGCCACGUGCUGCGCCGACGAGGUGCACGUCAGAUCUUGCGGCAAAGCAGCGGGACCCUUUGGAGACGACCAAACUGGGCCAGCUCUGAGGAUGAGUCUGAUGCCAAGCAUGAAAUGGCAGUCCGCAUUGAUGCGCUACGGCGUUUGCAGGAGAUGCAGUUGCCUUCGUUACCUCCCAGCGCCAACCUCCGGGUGCUUGGAGCUGCAGUUUCCAAGCAUUCCCGGGGGCAGGAAAUGGAGGGCCACUGCGCACCUGAGCAGUUGGAGUUCCUCCGGAGCUUUGUGGCGCAGCACUUCGGCUCGUCGCCUCAAGCUGUUGGCGGCCUCAAGAUCUGCCAAAUCGGUUUCAAUGCCGGGCACAGCGCUGUGGCCCUGCUGGAUCAGGCUCCCGAGGGCAGCGUCCUGCUCUCUCUGGAUCUUUGUCAGCACGAGUACACUCAGCCGUUGGAGAGAGUAGUUGCAGCCCUUGCAGAGGAGCGUGGUCAGACGCACGUGCUCCUGCAGGGUGACUCUGCGGAAAUGUUGCCAAGGUUUCAGCACAUAGAGUUUGACUUGAUGUUCAUCGACGGGAAUCAUGCCUACGAGGCAGUGAAGCUGGAUAUGCUGCUUUGUCUUCAAAUGGCAACGCCGGAGUCUGUGGUUCUUCUGAACCAUGUCUUCACCGACAUGACAGAGGGCGUGGGACCGACCAAAGUUUGGCUUGAGACGCUGCGAGAAGGCGAAGCCGAGCAGCUGGGCUGGCAUUCUUGCUGCUCGCGGCAUGGUAUCGCCAUUGCUAGCCGGAAAAAGAGAGAUGAGCGUCUCAAAACCGAGGCAGCCUUGUGGUUUGCUUUUGGAGCAAAUCCUUCAAGCAAAGCUGUUUGGCUCAUCAGUGACUCAUCAGCCUCGAUUUCAGCUGAAAUGGGCCGUUGCGAGGCGAUUCUGGGUGUUUCAAUCGGCGCUGGGCAGGAAGAGAUCAGGAAGGCCUUCCUGCAAGGUGCCAGGCGUUGUCACCCGGACAAGGUCUCUGACGAGGAGCGCGAUUUCGCCAAUGCCCGCUUUCUCCAGCUCCGCGCGGCGUAUGAGGAGCUUACAGCGGCGACGGCGAAGGCGACAACGUGGGACGAGACAAAGUGGAGCAGGCAUGUGGAAGAAAUGGACCGCAUGAAGGCCUCGUUCCAGGAGUUCGAGCGACAGCGCGAGCAGUGUGAGAGCCAGCUGCAGCGCUUGCAGCAGGCCAUAAAGAAGAGGAUGGUGAAGGAGAGGGCGUCGAAGGAGCCUAAGCCGCAGCCUCUGACGAGGAAGCAACAGAAAAAGCUCCAGAAGCAGGAGCAGCAGAAAAGGGCGGCCAAGAAACAGCCAGACGCUGAGCGCGGAGAUUCGCCGGAGGAGCAGGAGCCACAAGUGCCGCUACUGCAAGAAGGCGCUGAGCGUGGAGAUUCGCCGGAGGAGGCGUCAAGCAGCUUCUGGGCAAUCCUUGCGGCUUGCUGCUGCCUGGGCUCCGAAGGUAGAGGAAAACAGUGACCCGCAUGCCUUCGUCCGGGCCAAGACCCACGCCUGCCGGGGCUCUGGAAGAGGAAGGAGACGGAGUCCAUCUGAUGUCACCUGGUAGAGCCCAGGUGAACUCACCCAUGUAUUUUAUUGCCUUGCGAAGUUGAGAAGGAACUGGUUUCCUUUGAUCUCACCGCUAGACUCUUGGCACAGCCCAGGUGAGAACAGUCAUAUCAUGCUAGUGUCUUUCCGCGCAGACAUUUGAAACUGCGCCGCCCCUAGUGAAUCCGCCGGGGGCGCGUAGCAAAGCAUCUCAAAGGUGUCGCCGAAAUCAG
This is a messenger RNA of Effrenium voratum, 1979 nucleotides long. NCBI's taxonomy places the organism in Eukaryota, Dinophyceae, Suessiales, Symbiodiniaceae. The record is from the annotation of a GenBank genome assembly.